Rotaria sordida is the source of this 837-nucleotide messenger RNA. The record is from the annotation of a GenBank genome assembly. Lineage: Eukaryota; Metazoa; Rotifera; Eurotatoria; Philodinida; Philodinidae.
AUGCCCGAAAAAGGUCCAUGUACUGACGUAACAUGUGAUAAUGAAAUCAAAGAAUUAUAUGAAUGUCAUUGUUGUUUACGUCUUGUUUGUUUAUAUCAUUUGAAUAAACAUGUUGAAAUAACAAAAGAAAAUAAACAACGAUUAGAUAAUCAUCGUAAUGAAUUAAAUACAGUUAUAUAUACACUUACACUAAUUGUUGAAGAAAAACUAUUGAUUAUUGAACGUGAACAAAAUUUGAUUCAACAAGCAAAAAAAAUUCUUGAUGGAUCUAGCAGUUCAAUUGAUGAACUACAAAAUAUUUUUGAAAAAAUUAAUCAAACAAUAGCAUCAAAUCGUUCAGAAGAAAUUACGGUGAAAGUCGAACCGUCAUUAUUAGAAACUAAAUAUUGUUCUUGUGUUUGCAAAUGUAAUAAGGAAAACAUGAAUUCAAAUGGUAAAAUGAAAUUUCUCUCUAAAAUAUAUUUUUUUUUUGUUUUCAUUAUAUUUAUUCUUGUUUGUUUCGAUCGAACCAUAGAUACUGGUGUUUAACGAGGAAGCUAGCCGAAUUUAUUAAUCACCAUUUCAACUUAUAUUGAUAUCAGAAAAAUUUCUUAGUAAAAGUAGUUGUAGUUAAUGAACCAAGUCAUGACUUUUCCACCGAAUUUUCGAUCUGCAAGUGUCCAUAGAUAUAAAGUUGAUGACCCUUAGAAUAUUCGAAAAGUUUCAGCUGAAAAAAAAAACGUUCAUUGAUCGAGAUAUUAUAUUUUCAAGUAAAUUUGAUUUUAGCCAGUGCCUAUUUAUUACAAAGGAUACCGCCGGAUAAGAUCGUAAAUCUGCCACCCCCCUAGUUUUGACUUC